CCACCACAUCCUUGGAACCCGCCAAUCGGUGAAGCGUGGUAAUCUUUUCCACGGUCUUUUCCUCCUUUUUCUUCUUUUCUGCUUUUCUUCUUUUCUGCCUGCCUAGUCUUCCCCAAUGGCAACGGCGCGCGUUCCGGCCCUGCGCAACCUCAUCGGCCGGCGGCAACCAUUCCGUCUGCCGGGCCAGCAGCGCCGCUGGGCCCAGGUCCACGACGUGCGCUUCGUAGCCACCACCCAGGCCGCCCGCAGCGUCACCGAGAAGUACCGCGACAAACUCGACCGCAAGGCCCGCGAGGAAGGCCUGCGCGAUAUCGGCGAGCUGAAAGAGGCGUAUAAGGACCGCAUCCAGGAGCUUAAGAAGAAAGAUAGCGUUUCGGUUCCCGGGCUCGAUGCGCUGCUUGCGGAUGAGCCUGUGCCGGCGCAGACACGGGCUGGGAAUGGGAAUGGGAAUGGGAAUGGGAAUGGCAUUACUCAGAAACCACCACCGCCGCCGCCGCCACCGUCGUCGUCACAACCGCAAGUUCCACCCGCUAGCACGGGACGCACAAACGCCGCCGUAAAGCCGCUCUCCGAAAUCCUCGACCUGCCGAAAGCCCGGGCGCUCCCGGAGAAAGAACUCGAGGCGGUAUGGCGGCUGCGGCACGCGUCGUCGCCGCACUCGCUGUGCGCGGUGAUCCCGAGGGCGACGUACGCGAGGCUGGAGGCGACGGCGCGGCGCCACCCCUGCUUCGUGCUGCCGGUGCCGCGGGGCGCGGACGUGGGCGCGGAGAUGCACUUCCUGCAGUGGGUGUUCGACGGGCCGUCGCGCACCGCGACGGUGCUGUUCACGCAGCUGGCCGAGUACAAGGCGCGCGGGGAGUGGGCGCAGCCGCACACGAGCGUCACGCACUACGUCGACGAGGGGCUGGCGGGGGCGCUGAUGGUGGGGAGCGUGGUGGACGGGCGGGGGGCCAGCGUGCAGGAUGCGAGGUGGCUUGUUAUGCUCAUGCAGCGGUUUUACGGCGGGGAGGGGACGGGAGGGGACAAGGAUGGGGGGAAGAGGAGGUUGUUGGAGGAGUUUGGACGGGGGGAUGGCGGGUUUAGCGUCGAGAGGCUGUUGGAGGAGAGUGAGAAGUUGGGUUGAGUUUGAGGGGGUGGGGGAGGGGAGGGAAGGGAAGGGUAUUGUAAAGAUGUAUCGAAUGGGACUAUUACGAAACUAUAUGCCACAAGAUAUGACAGAUUACGCCAGACAACACGGGGACGGCGUGUAUUCAAGACUGGGUUAGACGACAGAUAACGUUGCUCACGGAUAGACAAAGGGAAAGGGGGGCCUGUAGCUGGCUCAACUGUAUAAUUAUCUGUAUAAAUGCUAUAUACAUGGGGUAUUCCAGAAUCUCAAUAGAGAGAGAGAGAGAGAGACAGUCCCACGCCUGGCUUUACAUGCCGAUCUUGUCUUGACAUAUUUCUACCUUCUCUUUCUAUUCUACUAAUAAUAACCAUCGCCCCCUUAUAUACCGCCACAGUAGCUUCUU
Daldinia decipiens is the source of this 1511-nucleotide messenger RNA. Its product is annotated as ATP11-domain-containing protein. Lineage: Eukaryota; Fungi; Ascomycota; Sordariomycetes; Xylariales; Hypoxylaceae. The transcript has a single exon. Gene Ontology annotation, biological process: mitochondrial proton-transporting ATP synthase complex assembly. The coding region runs from base 116 to 1123 and encodes 335 amino acids. The record is from RefSeq and is a predicted model, not a curated record. Gene Ontology annotation, cellular component: mitochondrion.